Bufo gargarizans (Asiatic toad) is the source of this 921-nucleotide messenger RNA. RefSeq names its product olfactory receptor 52K2-like. The annotation marks the transcript as partial. Gene Ontology annotation, molecular function: olfactory receptor activity; G protein-coupled receptor activity. The record is from RefSeq and is a predicted model, not a curated record. Lineage: Eukaryota; Metazoa; Chordata; Amphibia; Anura; Bufonidae. The transcript is spliced from 2 exons. Gene Ontology annotation, biological process: G protein-coupled receptor signaling pathway. Gene Ontology annotation, cellular component: membrane.
AUGUCUCAGCAGAAUUACACCCAAUUAUUUCCCAUUCAGUUCUUUCUCCUGGGGAUCCCUGGCCUUGAACAUCUCUACCUCUACCUUGCCGUUGUCUUCACCGUGGUUUACGUCACAUCUGUCAUUGGAAACUUCACGCUGCUUUUCAUCAUCAGGAUAGAUCGAAGCCUCCAUGAACCCAUGUACUUCUUUCUCUGCAUGUUGUCCUCCAUUGAUCUAGUCUUGUGCAAUUCCACCACACCCAAGAUGUUGGGGAUCCUUUGGCUGAACUGUCAUGAGAUUUACUCUGAGGCGUGCCUCGCCCAGAUGUUUUUCCUCCACUCCUUUGUUAUUAUGGAGUCAGCCUUACUCUUGGCCAUGGCAUUUGAUAGAUAUGUCGCCAUCUGUAACCCUCUUAGGUACACCGUAAUACUAACAAAAUGGCUGAUAGCACAUAUUGGUGUGUUGGCGUUCAGUAGAGCGGUAGGACUGAUGCUGCCAUUACCUUUCCUUAUAAGAAGACUGCCCUUCUGUUUGACCAAUGUCAUCCACCACUCCUACUGUGAGCACAUGGCUGUGGUGAAACUGGCCUGUGCCGAUAUCACGUUCAACAACAUCUAUGGCAUAGUGGUGGUAUUUUUUAUUGGAGGGUUGGAUAUGACCUUCAUCAUCUGCUCUUAUGUCAUGAUUCUUAGAGCUGUGUUUCGACUGGCCUCCACAGAAGCCAGGACUAAGGCUCUUGGUACAUGUGCCUCCCAUAUUUGUGCCAUUCUUUCAUUUUGUGUUCCUGCCAUUUUGUCUUCUGUUGUCCACAGGUUUGGAAAAAAUGUCCCAAACCAUUUUCACAUCCUACUGGCCAAUGUGUACAUGAUGCUGCCACCUCUCAUUAACCCCAUUGUGUAUGGGGUAAAGACCAAGCAGAUUAGGACCAGGGUCCUUCAG